AUGUUAACGAAAACAUUAGUAACUAGAGCUCUACUGCUUCGUGGUGUAACUAAUGCUGCUAAUAAUAUGAAACAAAUUAAAAGAAAUGCGGGCCAUGGGGUUUGGACCUACCGAGUACCACCUCCGUUGCCUUCUAAGAGAGCUAUAUACUUAGCUGAAGCUCUUGGUGCAUUAGCCUGGUAUUGGAUAUUAUACCACUGUAUCACAGAACCUGACCAUAUUUUUGGAGAGUUUACAUAUGUGGACCCUUCCACUUACACUGAUGAAGAACUUGGCAUACCACCUGACUCAGUGGGAUCACUGAGAAAGUGA
Messenger RNA from Arctia plantaginis, 312 nucleotides. Lineage: Eukaryota; Metazoa; Arthropoda; Insecta; Lepidoptera; Erebidae. The record is from the annotation of a GenBank genome assembly.